AUUGCUCCCUUUGAAGCUGCCAGGGGGGCCGGGAAGCCUGCCCCCUCCUGCCCGCCCGCCCUCUCCGCCCCACCAGCCCCCUCCCUUUUUUCCUCCCUCCCCGCCCUCUCUCCGCUGUCCCCUCCCCGUCGGCCCGCCUGCCCAGCCUUUAGCCUCCCUCCCGCCGCCUCUGUCUCCCUCUCUCCACAAACUGCCCAGGAGUGAGUAGCUGCUUUCGGUCCACCGGACAGACCAGACAGACAGACGUGCGGACGGCCCACCACCCCAGCCCGCCAACUAGCCAGCCUGAGCCUGGUGCCUCCCCUCUCCAGGCCCAUCCGCCAUGUGGCCCCUGUGGCUCCUCGCGUCUCUGCUGGCCCUGAGCCAGGCCCUGCCCUUUGAGCAGAGGGGCUUCUGGGACUUCACCCUGGACGAUGGGCCGUUCAUGAUGAAUGAUGAGGAAGCUUCGGGCGCCGACACCUCGGGCGUCCUGGACCCGGACUCUGUCACACCCACCUACAGCGCCAUGUGUCCUUUUGGCUGCCACUGCCACCUGCGGGUGGUUCAGUGCUCCGAUCUGGGUCUGAAGUCUGUGCCCAAAGAGAUCUCGCCUGAUACCACACUGCUGGACCUGCAGAACAACGACAUCUCUGAGCUCCGCAAGGAUGAUUUCAAGGGUCUCCAGCACCUAUAUGCCCUCGUCCUGGUGAACAACAAGAUCUCCAAGAUCCACGAGAAGGCCUUCAGCCCCCUACGGAAGCUGCAGAAGCUCUACAUCUCCAAGAACCACCUGGUGGAGAUCCCGCCCAACCUGCCCAGCUCCCUGGUGGAGCUCCGCAUCCACGACAACCGCAUCCGCAAGGUGCCCAAGGGCGUGUUCAGUGGGCUCCGGAACAUGAACUGCAUCGAGAUGGGCGGGAACCCACUGGAGAACAGUGGCUUUGAACCUGGAGCCUUCGAUGGCCUGAAGCUCAACUACCUGCGCAUCUCAGAGGCCAAGUUGACUGGCAUCCCCAAAGACCUCCCUGAGACCCUGAAUGAACUCCACUUGGACCACAACAAAAUCCAGGCUAUCGAACUGGAGGACCUGCUCCGCUACUCCAAGCUGUACAGGCUGGGCCUGGGCCACAACCAGAUCCGGAUGAUCGAGAACGGGAGCCUGAGCUUCCUGCCAACCCUCCGGGAGCUCCACUUGGACAACAACAAGCUGGCCAGGGUGCCCUCGGGGCUCCCAGACCUCAAGCUCCUCCAGGUGGUCUAUCUGCACUCCAACAACAUCACCAAAGUGGGUGUCAACGACUUCUGUCCCGUGGGCUUCGGGGUGAAGCGGGCCUACUACAACGGCAUCAGCCUCUUCAACAACCCCGUGCCCUACUGGGAGGUGCAGCCGGCCACUUUCCGCUGCGUCACUGACCGCCUGGCCAUCCAGUUUGGCAACUACAAAAAGUAGAGGCAGCUGCAGCCACCGCGGGGCCUCGGUGGGGGUCUCUGGGGAACACAGCCAGACAUCCUGAUGGGGAGGCAGAGCCAGGAAGCUAAGCCAGGACCCAGCUGCGUCCAACCCAGCCCCCCACCUCAGGUCCCCGACCCCAGCUCGCCGCCCCAUCACAGCCUCUCCCUGGCUCCCAAGGGUGCAGGUGGGCGCAAGGUCUGGCCCCUAUCACAUGCUCCCUCCGCCUCAGAGCUGCCCCUGCUCUCCCACCACAGCCACCCAGAGGCACCCCAUGAAGCUUUUUUCUCAUUCACUCCCAAACUCAAGUGUCCAAGGCUCCAGUCCUAGGAGAGUAGUUCCUGGGUCAGCAGCCAGGAGGUGCUCCAUAAGAAUGGGGACAGUGAACUCUGCCAGGGCUGCUGCACCUGUCCAGACACGCAUGUUCUGUUCCUCCUCCUCAUGCAUUUCCAGCCUUUCAACUCUCCCCACUGCCGCAGCUCCCCUCAGCCCCCUUGCAAGUUCAUGGCCUGUCCUUCCCAGCCCCCCUGCUCCACUGGCCCUUCGACCAGUCCUCCCUUCUGUUCUUUCCCCUUCCUUCUCCUCUCUCUCU
This is a messenger RNA of Mandrillus leucophaeus (drill), 2021 nucleotides long. RefSeq names its product biglycan (gene BGN). Bases 323 to 1429 code for a protein of 368 amino acids. The transcript is spliced from 8 exons. NCBI's taxonomy places the organism in Eukaryota, Metazoa, Chordata, Mammalia, Primates, Cercopithecidae. Gene Ontology annotation, molecular function: protein binding. The record is from RefSeq and is a predicted model, not a curated record.